This is a messenger RNA of Capsella rubella, 1431 nucleotides long. Its product is annotated as GDSL esterase/lipase At2g30220. Gene Ontology annotation, molecular function: hydrolase activity, acting on ester bonds. The transcript is spliced from 3 exons. Lineage: Eukaryota; Viridiplantae; Streptophyta; Magnoliopsida; Brassicales; Brassicaceae. The coding region runs from base 47 to 1126 and encodes 359 amino acids. The record is from RefSeq and is a predicted model, not a curated record.
AAAGAAAACUCAAAAUAACACGAAGCGACUGGAUCAAAUACACACAAUGUCUAUAUCUAAGACCAUAGUGUUUGGUCUCUUUGUCGCAACACUCCUCGUGUCUUGCAACGCGGCUGCAAACGCCACAACGCAGCCGCUUUUCCCGGCGAUUCUAAUAUUCGGCGACUCAACCGCAGAUACGGGCAACAACAACUACUACCCACAAGCCGUUUUCAAGGCUAAACAUCUUCCUUACGGUGUUGAUCUUCCCGGCCACGAAGCUAACGGAAGAUUCUCAAACGGGAAGCUAAUCUCUGACGUAAUCUCCACUAAACUCAAGAUCAAAGAGUUCGUUCCUCCGUUUCUACAACCGAAUAUCUCUGACCAAGACAUUGUCACUGGGGUCUGUUUUGCAUCAGCUGGUGCAGGCUACGAUGACCGGACCUCGCUCUCGAGUUAUGCGAUCCCGGUCUCACAACAACCAAGCAUGUUUAAGAAUUACAUUUCACGUCUCAAAGGUAUCGUAGGAGACAAGAAAGCAAUGGAGAUCAUUAACAACGCUUUAGUGGUCAUAAGCGCAGGGCCUAACGAUUUCAUCUUGAACUUUUAUGAUAUUCCCACGAGGCGUCUCGAGUAUCCUACUAUCUAUGGUUACCAAGACUUUGUCCUCAAGAGGCUUGACGGUUUUGUCCGGGAGCUUUACAGUUUAGGUUGCCGUAAUAUUAUGGUGGGAGGGUUGCCGCCGAUGGGAUGUUUACCGAUCCAAAUGACCAUGAAAAUGAGAAACAUUUUGAGAUACUGUGUGGAACAAGAGAACAAAGACUCCGUUUUGUACAAUCAGAAACUAGCAAAGAAACUGCCUGAGAUCCAAGCGUCUCUACCAGGGAGCAAGUUCCUUUACGCCAACGUCUACGACCCUGUUAUGGACAUGAUCAAAAACCCUAGCAAAUACGGGUUCAAGGAGACGAAGAAAGGAUGUUGUGGAACAGGAUAUAUGGAAUCGAGCUUCAUGUGCAAUUCCUUUUCAAAUACUUGUUCAAAUCAUUCGGAUCACUUGUUUUGGGACUCAAUUCAUCCCACCGAAACGGCUUACAAAUACCUAGGGAACUUCAUAGAUGCUCAGAUUCAAAAGUGGCGUAGGGCUUAAAUCACUACAAUUUACAAAAUUUAUUAACUAAACAAUGUAUUUUAGUUAAUUUGCCUUACCACGACACAAAUUCAUGGCCUUAUAGAUCAAUUGGGUGCUUUUAUAAUAAACUAAUUCUUAGUUUAUCUAUGUUACCUAAAUAUAUGGACGAGAUACUUAGCCAUAAAACAAUAAUUUUACCGUGAGUUAAGAAAAUAACAAUUUUAUGAUUUGCUUUUCUUUCUUUCAUUUUAACAUGUUAUUUUUUUUAAUGUGGACGUCCUGAAAACUUAUUUAAUUCUUAAUAGCUAAUUAAUCAGCUUCUU